GGACUUUCUGUCCAGUGAACUCACCUGCUGCUCACUGUGCAAAAGUGUAACUUUGUGGAGAGAAGAAUCGCUUAGAAGCAGACAGGACUUGAAAUGGCUGCAACUCCUCGGAAAAUCAUUUACUCACCGAAAGCCCCGGUGAGGCAGGGCAUUUAUAGCCAGGCGGUGGUGGUGGACAGAACUAUGUACGUCUCGGGUCAAAUUGGGAUGGACGUGGCCUCCGGUCAGCUGGUGGAUGGAGGAGUGCAGGCUCAGACCAAACAGGCUCUAAGCAACAUGGGGGAAAUCCUUAAAUCUGCAGGCUAUGACUACAGUAACGUUGUGAAGACCACGGUGCUGCUUAAGGACAUAAACGACUUCAACUCCGUCAACGACAUCUACAAGACAUUUUUCAGCACUAAUUUUCCUGCCAGAGCUGCCUACCAGGUUGCUGCUCUGCCCAGAGGUGCGCUGGUGGAAAUCGAGGCGAUCGCCGUCCUCGGCCCGCUCUCCGACUCCUGACUAGCCGACCGCGUCCCAAACAAGUUGUAGCCAAGCAACAAGGUGUCCAAUUAUUUCAGGUUUUCCCGAAGAGGAAACCAAACAGUAGCUGAGACCCUCGACGGCUGAACAAGAUGAGAAAUCUUUAAAACAGGUCGCUGUAAACAAUGCCGAAGGCACCAAUCAAGAUUUUUCCAGUUUGAUGUACACCAGUGAGAUAAUCUUAAAGCAAUGUCUGGUUUGUCUCUUCGUUUUGUUGUAAUUUUUUACACAGAAACUUAACGACAGAAGCAACAAAUAAAGUGGUAAUUCCUA
This is a messenger RNA of Gambusia affinis (western mosquitofish), 795 nucleotides long. It is a transcript of the gene rida, whose product is annotated as reactive intermediate imine deaminase A homolog. Gene Ontology annotation, molecular function: deaminase activity. The coding region runs from base 94 to 501 and encodes 135 amino acids. The record is from RefSeq and is a predicted model, not a curated record. The transcript is spliced from 6 exons. NCBI's taxonomy places the organism in Eukaryota, Metazoa, Chordata, Actinopteri, Cyprinodontiformes, Poeciliidae. Gene Ontology annotation, cellular component: cytosol.